Messenger RNA from Mesocricetus auratus (golden hamster), 1848 nucleotides. RefSeq names its product proline-rich protein 36-like. NCBI's taxonomy places the organism in Eukaryota, Metazoa, Chordata, Mammalia, Rodentia, Cricetidae. The coding region runs from base 1 to 1848 and encodes 615 amino acids. The transcript is spliced from 2 exons. The record is from RefSeq and is a predicted model, not a curated record.
AUGGUCCCCCUGCACUCCCUCUCCCAAAAGUCGCGCCCCCCCCCCAGUCACUCAUCCCGGCCCUCUAUUCCAGCUCUCAGCAGCCGCCCCGCCCACCAGUCCCUCUCAGACUCUCGGCCCCGCCUCCUGUUCCCGCUCUCGGCAGCCGCCCCGCCCACCAGUCCCUCUCAGACUCUCGGCCCCGCCUCCUGUUCCCGCUCUCGGCAGCCGCCCCGCCCACCAGUUCCUCUCAGACUGUCGGCCCCGCCUCCUGUUCCCGCUCUCGGCAGCCGCCCCGCCCACCAGUCCCUCUCAGACUCUCGGCCAUGCCUUCUGCUCCCUCUCAGCAGCCGCCCCGCCCACCAGUUCCUCUCAGACUCUCGGCCCCGCCCACCAGUCCCCCUCAGACUCUCGGCCCCGCCUUCUGCUCCCUCUCAGCAGCCGCCCCGCCCACCAGCCCCUCUCAGACUCUCGGCCCCGCCCACCAGUCCCUCUCAGACUCUCGGCCAUGCCUUCUGUUCCCGCUCUAGGCAGCCGCCCCGCCCACCAGCCCCUCUCAGACUCUCGGCCCCGCCCACCAGUCCCUCUCAGACUCUCGGCCAUGCCUUCUGCUCCCUCUCAGCAGCCGCCCCGCCCACCAGCCCCUCUCAGACUCUGGGCCCCGCCCACCAGUCCCUCUCAGACUCUCGGCCAUGCCUUCUGGUCCCUCUCGGCAACCGCCCCGCCCACCAGCCCCUCUCAGACUCUCGGCCCCGCCCACCAGUCCCUCUCAGACUCUCGGCCCCGCCUUCUGCUCCCUCUCGGCAGCCGCCCCGCCCACCAGCCCCUCUCAGACUCUCGGCCCCGCCCACCAGUCCCUCUCAGACUCUCGGCCAUGCCUUCUGUUCCCGCUCUAGGCAGCCGCCCCGCCCACCAGCCCCUCUCAGACUCUCGGCCCCGCCCACCAGUCCCUCUCAGACUCUCGGCCAUGCCUUCUGCUCCCUCUCAGCAGCCGCCCCGCCCACCAGCCCCUCUCAGACUCUGGGCCCCGCCCACCAGUCCCUCUCAGACUCUCGGCCAUGCCUUCUGGUCCCUCUCGGCAACCGCCCCGCCCACCAGCCCCUCUCAGACUCUCGGCCCCGCCUUCUGCUCCCUCUCGGCAGCCGCCCCGCCCACCAGCCCCUCUCAGACUCUCGGCCCCGCCCACCAGUCCCUCUCAGACUCUCGGCCAUGCCUUCUGUUCCCGCUCUAGGCAGCCGCCCCGCCCACCAGCCCCUCUCAGACUCUCGGCCCCGCCCACCAGUCCCUCUCAGACUCUCGGCCAUGCCUUCUGCUCCCUCUCAGCAGCCGCCCCGCCCACCAGCCCCUCUCAGACUCUCUGCCAUGUCCUUCACUUCCACCAGCCAUGCCACCCCGCCCCAUACUCCCCCAGCCACUUCCUCCCUGUGUCCUGCCCCAGCUCUUCUGUCCUGUUCCCUCUUGCGGGUUGCCCCGCCUCCUAAUCACUCAAGCCACUUGGCCCUGCUUUCUGUUCCCCCUUGUCCUGUCCUCUAUUCCUCCCCGCACCGAUGCCCUCAGCCACUCCGCCCAGGCCGCUGCCCCUCUCAGACUCUCGGCCCCGCCCACCAGUCCCUCUCAGACUCUCGGCCCCGCCUUCUGCUCCCUCUCAGCAGCCGCUCCGCCCACCAGUCCCUCUCAGACUCUCGGCAGCCGCCCCGCCCACCAGCCCCUCUCAGACUCUCGGCCCCGCCCACCAGUCCCUCUCAGACUCUCGGCCAUGCCUUCUGCUCCCUCUCAGCAGCCGCCCCGCCCACCAGCCCCUCUCAGACUCUGGGCCCCGCCCACCAGUCCCUCUCAGACUCUCGGCCAUGCCUUCUGUUCCCGCUCUAG